Messenger RNA from Lotus japonicus, 3846 nucleotides. Its product is annotated as DNA (cytosine-5)-methyltransferase CMT2-like. The transcript is spliced from 25 exons. The coding region runs from base 247 to 3504 and encodes 1085 amino acids. Gene Ontology annotation, cellular component: nucleus. NCBI's taxonomy places the organism in Eukaryota, Viridiplantae, Streptophyta, Magnoliopsida, Fabales, Fabaceae. The record is from RefSeq and is a predicted model, not a curated record. Gene Ontology annotation, molecular function: methyltransferase activity; chromatin binding.
UAAGUGUUGCGUUGAAGAGUUAGAUCCAUCCGCUCCGCAGUUAAAACCCAACACGCCAGCCUCGUGCUUUUCACUUUACAAUUCACUCUCUCUCUCACUCUCUCCUCUUCUCUGUGCUGUCCUACAUUUCAAUUGAAAACCGAAGCCAAUUGAAAUUCAACAGUGCUCACUCUGAAACCUCCACAACAUUCUUCAUCAUCAUCAUCAUCAUCCAUUCAUCGUCAUGAUGAGAUGAGAUGAGAUGCGAUGAUGAGAUCUCCAAAAACCAAAUCCAAAUCUGAAAUCAGCUUAGCCCUCACUGUGAGGACGCAUGCAGCGGAGCUCCGGCGGUCUCCGAGGAUGAAUUCUGCUCCGGCCGCCGCCAAUGUGAGGAAAAGGAAGGGGAAGGUGGCGGAGAUUACAAUGUCGUCGGAGGGUAAGCCUUCCAGAUUCGCAGCAGCUUCUCGUGCUAUUGUUGUUCAGCUCAGGAACAGGUUCAACGAAGGUGAGUCUUCUUCUGCUCCUCUGAGGAUGAUGCAUGCAGAGGAGCUCCGGCGGUCUCCGAGGCUGAAUUCUGCUCUGGUCGACGCCAAUGUGAGGAAGAGGAAGGGGAAGGUGGCGGAGAUUACAAUGUCAGAGGGUAAGCCUUCCAGAUUCGCAACAGCUUCUCGUGAUAUUGUUGUUCAGCUCAGGAACACGUUCAACGAAGGUGAGUGUUCUUCUGCUCCUCCGAGGAUGACGCAUGCAGCGGAGCUCCGGCGGUCUCCGAGGCUGAUUUCCACUCCGGUCGUCGCCAAUGUGAGGAAAAGGAAGGGGAAGGUGGCAGAGAUGAAAAUGUCGGAGGGUAAGCCCUCCAGAUUCGCAACAGCUUCUCGUGGUAUUGUUGUCCAGCAUUCCGAAGUUGAUGCAAUCUCAGGAAACUCUUCUCCGAGAAAUGACGAUACAAAAUGCUUGCGAUGGUUUUCAGAGGCAAAUGAAACCACCCCGUCCUGGGUUGAAAAUGAGGGAACAAGAUCUGAUUACUUUUCCUUGUCUAAGUUAGAUGACAACCUACCAAUAAAGAAAUGCAAAACAUCUUCUGCUUUAACAGACAAAAGUAUGAAUAACAAAAACAUUUCUUCCUUCUUUGGUGAUCCAAUACCUGAUGAUGAAGCUCAGAAAAGAUGGGGGUGGCGUUACGAAUUGAAGGACAAAAAAUGUAAAAAUCAACAGUUCAAAAUAAAUGAGGAUGAAGAAGAUGAGAUAAUUGUAAAUGUCAAAUGCCAUUAUGCUCAAGCUAACAUUGGGAAUUGCAUUUUUACUCUUGGCGAUUGUGCAUUUAUUGAAGGUGAAGAUGGGCAAAAACAUGUUGGCAAGAUUGUUGAGUUUUUUCAAACAACUGAUAGCCAAAAUUAUUUCCGAGUCCAAUGGUUUUACAGAAUUCAAGAUACAGUCAUCCAAGAUGAAGGUGAUUUUCACGACAAGAGGCGUUUAUUCUAUUCAUCAAUAAUGAACGAUAACUUAAUAGAAUGCAUACUAGCAAAAGUCAAUGUUACACAUAUAAAACCUAGGGUUAAUAUGAAUUUGACUUCUAAUUCACCAUCUGACUUUUAUUAUGAUAUGGAAUACUGUGUGGAUUACUCAACAUUUCGCAACAUACCAACAGAUAAUCCUGCUAAUAUUACUGAGUUGUCAGCACCUGCUACCCAUGAGAGUCUCUCAACAGAAGCUUCUUCAAUAACCAAGAGUCCCCCCAGUUCUGAGUUGCACAAGACAGAAUUAGAAUUACUAGAUCUCUAUUCUGGCUGUGGUGGCAUGUCAACUGGACUUUGCUUUGGGGCCAAAACUUCGUCAGUUAACCUUGUUGCGAGAUGGGCUGUUGAUAGUGACAGGUCUGCAAGUGAAAGCUUGAGACUAAACCAUUCUGCUACAUAUGUUAGAAAUGAAUCUGCUGAGGACUUUCUGGAACUAGUGAAGGAGUGGGAAAAGCUAUGCAAACGGUAUAAUGUCAGUGGCGCACAAAGAAAACUUCCAUCACGGUCUAAUAGCUCAGCAGAAAAGAAACAAGUGAAUUCUCAGGCUCAUGAUACUGCUUCUGAUGAUGAAAUUGAAGUUUCUAGGUUAGUUGACAUAUGCUAUAGUGACCCAAAUGAGACAGGGAAACGUGGUCUAUAUUUCAAGGUGCGUUGGAAGGGUCACGGUGCAAGUGAAGAUUCAUGGGAACCAAUUGAAAACUUAAGAAAGUGUAAGGAAAGCAUCCAGGAUUUUGUGAGAAAAGGGGUGAAAUCAAAAAUAUUGCCUCGUCCUGGUGAGGUUGAUGUUAUUUGUGGGGGUCCUCCUUGUCAAGGAAUUAGUGGAUAUAAUCGCCAUAGAAACACUGCAUCACCACUGGAGGAUGAAAGAAAUCGUCAGAUUGUAGUUUUUAUGGACAUCGUGAAACUUUUGAAGCCUAAGUAUGUUUUAAUGGAGAAUGUGGUUGACAUAUUAAAAUUUGACAAGGGUUCACUUGGACGGUAUGCAUUAAGCCGUUUAGUACAUAUGAAGUACCAAGCAAGACUGGGAAUACUCGCUGCUGGGUGUUUUGGUCUACCACAAUUUCGAUUGCGUGUUUUCGUGUGGGGUGCUCACCCUAGUGAGGUUCUACCUCAAUUUCCAUUGCCAACACAUGAUGUUAUUGUUAAAUACUGGCCUCCACUGGAGUUUGAGCGAAAUGUUGUUGCUUAUGACGAGGAUCAACCUCGUGAAGUAGAGAAAGCUAUUGUUAUUCAAGAUGCCAUCUCUGAUCUUCCUGCUGUCACAAACUUUGAAACUCGGGACCAAAUGUCAUAUUGUAAUCCUCCGGAAACAGAAUUUCAAAGAUAUAUACGGUCAACAGAAUAUGAAAUGACUGGGUCAACAUUGAAUGAAACAUCAGAGAAAAUACCUUUACUAUAUGAUCACAGGCCCUGCUUGUUGUUUGAAGAUGAUUACCUACGUGUUUGUCAAAUUCCAAAACAAAAGGGAGCGAACUUCCGUGAUCUGCCUGGUGUAGUUGUAGGAGCUGACAAUGUGGUUAGGCGACAUCCAACAGAGAAUCCUGUGCUACCAUCUGGAAAGCCAUUGGUCCCAGAUUACGCCUUAACAUUUGAGCAGGGGAAGUCUAAGAGGCCAUUUGCACGGCUGUGGUGGGAUGAAACAGUUCCUACUGCAUUAACCACCCCAAGUUGUCAUCACCAGGCAAUACUACAUCCAGUGCAGGAUCGUGUCCUCACUGUACGAGAAUUUGCAAGGCUGCAAGGGUUUCCUGAUUACUAUAGAUUUAGUGGGACAGUGAAAGAGAGGUACUGUCAAAUUGGAAAUGCAGUUGCUGUUUCUGUUUCCCGGGCUUUAGGUCAUUCCCUAGGAAUUGCAUAUAGAAAGCUCAGUGGAAAUGAGCCACUAAUGACCCUCCCGCCCAAGUUCUCUCUCUCUAAUUAUCAUCAGUUAUCAAAUGAUCAUCUUGGCCAGAAUUUGGAUCCUCUGGAGCAAGAGACCGGAGGGAAUCUGAAUUCGAAUGGAGCUGACUAGCAUUCAUCCUAUUAUUUUCCAUUGAUUUCAUGAUAAGCGGCAUUGAUAUUGAACUCCUUGCUGAGCAAUUUUGGCAUUGAGUAAACAUUCAUCAUCAACUGAAUCGAGAUGAAUGUACAAUCUCAUUUAUUUGCACAGCUGAGCUCCUGUGCAACUUGAUAACUAUAUUUAAGAUGUAACUUUAGAUGUUGUCUUGUGAUAUGCUUGCUUUCCCAGUGGAAAUGAAAAUUCUUUCCCUGCCCAUUUCAUGCAAGUAGACACUUUAUGUGAAAUAUGACAUGAAUGAUGUGAAAAAUCCCAUUUACCUUGGGAGGCGGCAAUAAUUUAUCUUCGUUUCGAUAA